Messenger RNA from Tachysurus fulvidraco (yellow catfish), 2039 nucleotides. It is a transcript of the gene bfsp2, whose product is annotated as beaded filament structural protein 2, phakinin. Lineage: Eukaryota; Metazoa; Chordata; Actinopteri; Siluriformes; Bagridae. The transcript has 7 exons. Gene Ontology annotation, cellular component: intermediate filament. The coding region runs from base 274 to 1566 and encodes 430 amino acids. Gene Ontology annotation, molecular function: structural molecule activity. Gene Ontology annotation, biological process: intermediate filament organization. The record is from RefSeq and is a predicted model, not a curated record.
GCCUGAAUUUGUCACGGGGCCUGUAGAGCUUUCCUGAGAAACACACAAUGCUUAGGCAGCCAAAAAAAUCAUUCAGCCUGUAUGGACAAAAAGUACAGGCCACUGUUACAAUGGUGCUAGAACAAAGGCUCUACUUUCUGGAAGCCCUGGCCACCAUAAAGAGGCAUGUGAUAGAAGCUGUUGCUGUCUUGUUAAGUUAAAUAGAAGUGGUGUGCUUUUCAGCAAUGCCUCUGAGUGCAUAGUUGGUUUGUCAGAUACCAAAUCGGGAAAGAAAUGCCUCUGCCAAGACGCAGAUCGUCCAUCCUGGGCCAGGCUGGUGCAGAAAGACUAGAAAAUGUGAGCAGAAUGAGCACAGGCAAUACCACAACUCGUAGGAGCACGUUCAUGGGCUCAGCAACAUCUGACAGCACCAGCUACCUGGGGGCCCGUGUGUCCCGCAGGGCACUGGGCAUCAGCAGCAUCUUCCUGCAGGGCCUACACAGCACCAGUGCCCCAGUGCUGCCCAAGCAUGCAGAAAGGGGUCACCUGUUGGGUUCUGAAGGACUUAACAGCAGUCUGCUUGAGUACCGUGAAAAGGUACAUACACUUGAGCAACUCAAUCAGCAGCUGGAAGAACAGAUUCAUAACUACCUGGAUCGCAAGGCCUCCAGCCCCAAGAUGUGGGCCUCACUGAAGCAGGAAUGGGAGGACAUCUACAGACAGGUGAGCGAGGCCAUCCUGGACAAUGCUCGACUUGUACUUCAGACAGAGAACAUCCAGGCCAAUGCUGAAGAUCUUAAAGAGAGGUUUGAACAUGAGCAACCUUUCUGUAAAGCCAUAGAAGAGGAGAUCAGCUCCCUCUCUAAGGUGAUUGAUGAUGCCAACUUUAUGAAGGUGGAUCUGGAGAACCAAAUUGACAGCAUGAAUGCUGAGCUUCUAGAACUGACCAAAACUCACGAAGAGGAAGUGAGGCAGCUAUAUAACCAGUUGGCUAGCCAUGAGGGUGAUGAACCUGAUCUGCCUACUGAGACCAGCCUGGAACAGAUAUUGAAUUGUAUCCACUCCCACUGGGAAAAGGUCAUCGAGAAGACACGGGCAGAGACUGAUGCUUACAUAGAGUUCAAGAAGGAAGGCAAUGUCGACAAAAAGCUGAGUCGGGAGGAAAAAGAGCUGGAGAACCUGAAGACAGAAUGUACUGAUGCAAAUGCAAAGAUCCAGAGCCUGCAUGCUGAAACAGAGUCCAUGAGAGCACUGAAACGAGGGCUGGAGAAUUCCCUGAAUGAUGCAAAACACUGGCAUGACAUCGAGCUUCAGAACUUGGGCUCGGUCAUUGGGAAGCUAGAGGCAGAGCUCAAUGAUGUGCGUGGAGACAUUGAGCAACAACAGCGUGACAACGAGACACUUAUCAGCAAAAAAAAGAGGCUUGAAAUUGAGAUUGAAAUGUAUCAUGGGAUCCUGGAUGGAGAAGAGAACAGAUUUCAGCCAUCAGUGUCCCUGUGUGGUGGAGCAGAAGCUGUUGGAAGAACACAGCAUUCUCUUGAACAGCGGAAAGCUACAGAUACUUAUAGUACUGAAUGUACCUUUUGAAGCACUGUAUCAAAUCCAGCUAAGAGUACACUCUUGGAAAAAAAGGUUGAAACUUUGGUUGAAUUUUUACACCUUCAGUGUGAACUUUAUAAACUGUAAAGUGAACAACGAUACGAACAAUUUUCAGAGGAAUAAAAAAGGACAAAUAAAAAUAUUAAAAUAACAUACUUGCAUAAAUGUACAUACCCCUAAACUAAUACCUUUUUUUUUGUUAAAGAAACAUUUGAUGUUCUAUAAACUGACACCAUUCAGUCUGUUUGGGUAAAAAUAUAUAAUAACUACUCAAAGUUCACAAAAAAUUCUUCACAACAUUUUUGGUAAACAAAGAAUUGCAGUAAACUGUAAAUAAAUAAAUUAAAUAAAGAGGCAGUUAGCUAAAUUCAACAAUAAUAUUUUGAACUUAUUAACUUCCAGUAAUUAAUAAUUAACUUCUAUGCUACAAAUUCACUUAAUAUUUCUGGCAGUACAAUUGU